CUUUACUUUGUUAACUCAUUAAACAAAACACAAUCUCUCUUUCGUCACCCCGUGUGAAAGGGUCACACUCGAGUUUCGCCUCUAAAUUUGAUUUGUGGAGUAACAUUUUUGUUUUGUGCAGAGCAUGUUAUAGAAUUAAGAUUAUUACCAUUAUGUGAAAUGAAACCGCUUUAAUUAAACUAUUAUAUUAACCUCUAGUCAGCAUUAUGCAAAACUACAUUUAAUGGCUUACUAGCUUUAAGAAGACUGCCAUCUAAUUAUUGUCAAAUCUGCAUGGGAAUGUGCUCCCACCCAAAACUAACAGAAGAGGGUAAAAAGGCCAAACUCCGGAGCUCCAAAAUCGAGCAAGACCUCUAUGAACAUGCCAGGAAUGAGAUGAACGUGGUGAAGAUCCUCAUGCUCGGAGCAGCGGAGAGCGGGAAAAGCACCCUGAUCAAACAGAUCAAGAUUAUCCACAGUCGGGGCUUCUCCGAAACUGAGCUCCUCAGUUUCAAGGCCGCAGUACUGGACAACCUGCUGACCUCUAUGAAGUUUGUUCUUCGUGGAAUGGGGACGCUCAGGAUCAACCUGGCUAACAAGAACAAUAAGACGUGGGCCCGCUCCAUCCUGUCCUGCGGUCAGUGUUUGGGGGACGACCAGGAACUGCUCCCCUUCGUGGCCCACGCCAUCUGCGCGCUUUGGGCCGACCAAGGGGUGCGAGCGGCCGCGGCCAGAGGUUACGAGUUUGAGCUGAACGACUCCGCGCUCUAUUUCUUUGAAAACAUUAGUCGAAUCAUCGCUCCCAAAUAUGUUCCCACGGAGACGGAUGUUCUCAGAGUGCGAGUGAGGACCUGUGGAAUCAUUGAGACGCAGUUUCAACUUAAUGAAAUGAUCUUUCGGUUGUAUGAUGUCGGAGGGCAGCGCAGUGAGAGGAGGAAGUGGCUCCGCUGCUUUGACUGUAUUCAGGCAGUGCUGUUCGUGGUGGCCCUCAGCAGCUAUGAUAUGACACAGGCAGAAGACCCUUCAGGGAAUCGACUGCAGGAAAGUCUUGAGCUUUUCAAAUCUAUCUGCACCAACACCGUCUUUAGGAGCACCUCACUGAUUCUGUUCAUGAACAAAACGGACCUUUUCCGGGACAAGAUCCUGCACUCUGGAAGGCAUUUGAGAUUUUACCUUUCUAGUUACAAAGGAGCAGACUGUGACGUGGACGCUGCGGCCCACCACAUCGCUGCCAUGUUCUCGUUGUGUAACUGCAGUCCAGCCGAGCCCGUCUACCAUCACUUCACCACCGCCACAGACACCACCAACGUGCAGGUGGUCUUCCACAUGGUCAUAGAUCAGGUUAUGAAGGGGAAUCUAGCAGCGGUCCAGCUGCUGUAAAAGGCCCCUGGCUUUUUAGAUUUUAAGUGUGUGUGUUGUCAUGCAGCGGUGGAAUUUUUAUUUCAUCAGUUUUUACCGUGAGCAAAUUAUUGCUAAUUUUUUUUGUUUUAACUGCUAUUUACUAUAAUAUUGAACUCUUAAUUAUUUUAAAACCUUUUAAAUAAAAAAAUAUGUAUAAGCCUG
This is a messenger RNA of Gasterosteus aculeatus aculeatus (three-spined stickleback), 1542 nucleotides long. Its product is annotated as guanine nucleotide-binding protein G(o) subunit alpha. Gene Ontology annotation, biological process: adenylate cyclase-modulating G protein-coupled receptor signaling pathway. Gene Ontology annotation, molecular function: GTPase activity; guanyl nucleotide binding; G protein-coupled receptor binding. The record is from RefSeq and is a predicted model, not a curated record. Gene Ontology annotation, cellular component: heterotrimeric G-protein complex; cytoplasm. Lineage: Eukaryota; Metazoa; Chordata; Actinopteri; Perciformes; Gasterosteidae.